CAUCACGUGAGCUAGAAAGGCUCGAGAAUUCCGCGGUUGGUUUCUCUUCACAGAACUGCUGGGCUAACUUUGGAGGGGCGGGGCUUUUGAACAGGGAGGUGUGGCGUGACCGAGCGCCCGAAAGGAGUCCGCUCUUGGGGAAACGACGAGCCGGCAGCGGAGGUAGAAGAAGCGCGCUGGUCUCGGUUUUGUAGUUGCUGGACGCGGCAACGAAGAAGGAGAGCCGGUUUCUGCCGCGCACUCGAGUUGCGCUUUUCCAGCCUCCGCGUCGUAGCAGCACCUUUCCUGCCUCCGGUGGUCACUUCACUGCUCCUUUGUUGUGUCGCUCCAGGGAGUCGCCGAGCGUAGUAGCCCCUCAAGACUUCGACUGCACCAUGAGCGCCGAAUGUACGAGUUACAUGAACGCCGACAAGGUGCUGGUGAGCGCCUUUAGCUGCCCGCGGGAGGACGGCCAGGCGAGCGCGAUCUAUUGUUGCGGCUUCCAGGAUGUCAAGUACUGUUGCGAUGACCCGAACAGCUUCUUCCCCUACGAGCACAACUAUAUGUGGUGGCUCAGUGUUGGAGCACUUGUUGGCUUGUCAAUCGCUGCAGUGGUUCUGCUGGCUUUCAUCAUCACUGUGUGUGUUCUCUGUUACUUGUUUAUCAGCACGAAGCCAUGCAGCAAACUGGAUACAGGCUUAAGCUUAAGCUUACAGACAGCAGAAGUGAUGAUGUGAAACAACAGGAAAUGGAAGAAUGUUGUAAUAAUAAUAAUAUAAUCAUCAUCAUCAUCAUCAACAUCAUCAUCAAGAACCUGGAAGAGAAAGAACAUUACAAAUACCUGGGCAUUCUCCAGGCUGAUAACAUCGCACACACUGAAGUUAAAAGAAAAAUUGGAAGUGAAUACAUCAGGAGAGUUAGAAAAAUCCUAAAGUCCAAACUCAAUGGCGGGAACACCAUACAAGCCAUAAACACCUGGGCUAUACCUGUUAUCAGCUACAUUGCAGGAAUAAUAGACUGGACCCAGGCAGAGCUAGAGAUGCUAGAUCGUAAGACCAGGAAGAUAAUGACCAUCAAUCAUGCUCUGCACCCCCGCAGUGAUGUAGAUAGGCUAUACCUCCCUCGCAGCUCAAGUGGAAGAGGAAUGCUGCAAGUCUAUCAAACAGUAGAGGAGGAGAAAAGAGGCCUUGAAGAAUAUAUCAAGGACAGUGAAGAAGAUGCACUUCAAAUGGUCAAGAACGCGAAACUAUUCAACACCAAUGAAACAAAACAGGCCUACAAGAAAGAACCGAGCAGAAAAAUGGAAAAAGAAGCCCCUGCAUGGUCAAUAUUUGCACAAUAUAAGUGGAAAAUCAGACAUCACCCAGACCUGGCAAUGGCUUAAGAAUGGCAACUUGAAGAAAGAAACAGAGGGUUUAAUACUGGCUGCACAAGAACAGGCACUAAGAACAAAUGCAAUAAGAGCAAAAGUCGAAAAAUCAACAACAAACAGCAAGUGCCGCCUUUGUAAAGAAGCAGAUGAAACCGUGGACCACCUAAUCAGCUGUUGUAAAAAGAUUGCACAGACUGACUACAAACAAAGGCAUGACAAAGUAGCAGGGAUGAUACACUGGAACAUCUGCAAAAAAUACAAGCUACCUGUAGCCAAAAAUUGGUGGUACCAUAAAACUGAAAUAGUUGAAGAAAAUGAAGAUGUAAAAAUAUUAUGGGACUUCCGACUACAAACAGACAAACAUCUGCCACACAAUACACCAGAUAUAACUGUAGUGGAGAAGAAAGAAAAACAUGUCAAAAUAAUCAACAUAGCAAUACCAGGGGAUAGCAGAAUAGAAGAAAAAGAAAUAGAAAAAAUCACCAAAUACAAAGAUCUACAAGUUGAAAUCGAAAGGCUGUGGCAGAAAAAGACCAAAAUAAUCCCAGUGGUAAUUGGCGCCCUGGGUGCAGUUCUAAAAGACCUUGAAGAGCACGUCAACACCAUAGGGGCCACAGAAAUCACCAUCAGCCAAUUACAAAAAGCAGCUUUACUGGGAACAGCCUAUAUUCUGCGACGAUAUCUAUAACAACAGCAACAACACUGACAAUAAAAUUCAACCAUCCCAGGUCCUUGGGAAGGACUCGAUGUCUGGAUAAAACAAACCAGUCAAUAACACCUGUCUGACCGUGUAAAAUAAUAAUAAUAAGGCACUACCUUGGCGUGGUUGUGGGGCUUGCGUGCUCUGAGGAAGGUGAAAGCUAUGCCAGAGGUCCAACCACACUGGACAGGUCUCACCAGAAAAGCCAGAUGAAGAGUGCCUCUCACAUCAACAAUAUGGUGAGACGUAACUUUAAUAAAUCUAUACCGGAUCGGUCAUCGCUCGGGUCAACAAGGACCGCGCCAGGUGCUGGAUUCCCUGGACAUCUGGUGGCAAGUGGGCAACAGGACUCAGGAUCUUCAGUUGAACAAACAGGGCAAUUUAGAAAAUUGCAAGAGAAGAAAAACAAAUCUAAGUGAUGCAUGGAUUGACUACAAGAAAGCCUUCGACUCAUUGCCUCACACAUGGAUACUAAAAUGUUUAGAAAUAACUGGUGUCAGCAAAAACAUUCAGAUAUUUAUUUAAAAAGCAAUGAGCAUGUGGAGUACACAGUUAACAAUCAGUGGUGAGACAAUUGGACAGGUCAGCAUUAGAAGAGGUAUUUUCCAAGGGGACUCACUAUCCCGUCUGUGAUCACCAUGACUCCACUUUCACAAAUACUAAACAAAACAGGCCUCAGAUACAAAACAUCUAAAACAUCAAGUCAAAUAAACCAUCUGCUGUACAUGGAUGAUCUGAAGUUGUAUGGAAUGUCCCAGUCAGAAAUCGAAUCACUGCUCAACACUGUCCGUAUAUUCAGUAGUAACAAUAAUAAUAUCAGGAUUGAUUAGGUGGCAUCCUAGGGCAAAAGAUUGCCUUUAACUGUCCUUAUUGGCAUGACUCACUUAACAUAAAAACAUAAGAACAGCCUUGCUGGAUCAGGCCCAAGGCCUAUCUAGUCCAGCAUCCUGUUUCACACAGUGGCCCAUCAGAUGUCUCUGAGGAGCCCACAGAAGAGGUGAGGGCAUGCCCUCUCUCUUGGUUCUCUGCAACUGGUAUUUAGAGCCAUCUUGCCUCUGAGGCUGGAAGCAGCCUAUAGUCACCAGACUAAUAGCCAUUGAUAGACCAGCCCUCCAUGAAUUUGUCUAAGCUAGAGAUGUGCACGAACUGAAGUUCAUGCACAGGUUCAGAGCCGAAUCAGUUCGGUUGAGGUCUGAACCAGUUCGGCGCCACGGGGUGGGAGUGGGAUCUUUUAAAAGGAGGAAAGCAGGUCCUUACCUGCUCUCCACCACUGCAAGCAGCUUCCUGCUGUGACGGUUCUCCCCCAAGAACCCAUGCGCAGUGCUGGGACACACAUGGCAUCUGUGCGUGCAGGAGUACCAUUUGUGGGGUCAGCAUGGUGUUGGAUGGUAAGGACCUGCUCUCCUCCUUUUAAAAGAUCCCACUUGCCACUCCUCCCACUCCACCUAGUGGCUCCAAACCUCCAUUUGUGCACUUCCUUCAUCAAAGCCCCUUUUAAAGCCAUCUAAGCUAGUGGCCAUCUCCACAUCCCUCAAACUCUAUGAGCAUUGCUAAGUACCAGUGCAUCCUUUUUAUAUCUGCUGUGUUUUGUCCCAAAGUUUUUGCAUGCAAAACAAGAAGCUUUAUUUUGUUGAACAGACUAUCCCAUCAUCUGAGCUCUUCAAACCAAGCCAUGGGAGAGGCAUUCCUAACCUACCUCAUUGGUGUCAUUGCACUAAAGAGCAGAAACAUUCUAACAAGCACAUGCAGUUUUGCACUCUGCCAUUCUGCACCAUCCCUGACAAAGGCUGGUAGGUAGGGAUGUGCAUGGAACUGACGGGGGCCAGUUCGAAGGUGGGGGGGAUACCUUUAAGGGAGGGGGUGCUCUUAUCCCUCCUGUCGCCUUUCCAUGUUGGCAUGAGCGAGUGCACAUCGCCGUGUGCACGAAUGAGCACAGCGUCCGUGCACGUUGAUUACUUUUGGCCAAUUCUGGUCCGACGAGGGAAUGGGGCGUCAGGGAGGUACGCUUCCACCCCUGCCAGACCAUUUGAAAGUGCAGCACUGGUGGGGAAAAUGCAUCGGGAGGGGUAAGAGCCCCCGCUCCCACCCUUAAAGGUAUCCCUCCCACCUUCGAACCAGCUGAACCGCUGGUCAUUUGAACCCAUAAAAGAGCCUCUGAACAGGGUUUGUGCACAUCCCUAAAGGCUGGCUCAUUACAGAAGUCUACCACACACAUGGCUUUAGUUUUUGGUGCAUUUAAUCUUUUAUAAUGCAUGUGAAAUAUUAACUCCAUGUGUUUUAGCUGCAUGCAUAUCAUCGCAGUCCUGGCGACUGUGGGUAUAGUUGGAACAGACCUCCUUUUCAGCUCAAUUCACCUCUAAAUGUCUCCCAGGUAGAACUAGGACUCCAGGUCCAUUUUGCAUAGAGCCAGAGAUGAGGGGAAAUGGCACUGUCUGUGUGAUGAAUCUCUGGUGACUAAGGGUCUGUGAAGACCACCUCAGGAAACUAGAUCAGCAAGGUCAACUCUCCUGAUAUGCAUAUACCUAGCAAAUCAAAUUCUAAAUUAAGAAUUGAGAUCUUUCAGCCAGAAGUGAUUCCUUAUUUCCUUGGAUUAAAAAACAAGGUUCAUUCCAUGGAGUCUUUGCCAAAGGCACCAGUCUACCAAUUAGGUAAACCAGCCUGAUUUUCCAGGGAACAAAGGGCAGGUUUCCCCAAAUUCCUCCACCUUCUUCAAAACAAUAGUUGCAGAAACUGCAUCAUGACAAAAAAGGAACUCUAUUUUGUAUACUUCCCUUCCCAAAGGAAUAGGGUCCAAAUCUAUAGAAUGUUUUUGUUAUUCUCAGUCCAUUUUGGCUAUAUCUUCUCCAGUCCAAGAGCAGCCUUUUGAGCCAUUCAUCCUAUUGCUCAGGGGCAUAGCAAGGUUGGAGUGGGCCCAGAGACCAGGGGCGUAUCUACGGUAGGGCAGGUAGGGCACGUGCCCCAGGUGCCACUUGAAGGGGGCGCCAUUUUUUAAGAUGAAAAAAUGGCCGCCGAUAACAAAAUGGCCACUGUGCAUGCUCAAAUGGCCUCUGUGAGGCCCUAGGCCAUGACAGGCCUUGCAGAUACCAAUUGAGCAUGAGCAGUGGCUAUUUUGUUUUCGGUGGCCAUUUUUUAAAUAAAAUGGCCAAUGCACAUGCUCAAAUGGUCCCUGCAAGGCCCUCAGCUCAGGAUGGGCUGCAGUGGUGAAUUAAGAGGCCAGUGGGGGGAGGGGGAACCUUUGCAGACUCCACACCCCAUGACCUGUAGGAACCCCCCCAAAGGGGCUACAGGUUAAUUUUUUUUUUAAAUUUAAUAUAAUAUAAGUCACUGUACACAUAUUCAGUUUGGCACUAUGUACAGAGAAUCAGGGCUUGUGAAUACUAAGCUGAAGCUUAUGAGCUAGGAUUGUAUUCAUUUGCUCUUACUUUGCUUCUUGUGAUAAGUGAGUUAAAUGUGAUGUCUUAAUUAUAUGGCUAUUAAUGGUGAGUUUGUCUUUGAAUCAGUCUGAAAUCCUUAGUAUUAAGGCCCACUGGGAGUUUCUUGCUCUCUUUCUCUCAUUUUAACUGUCUUUAUGAAAUACUGGAAUAUAUUCCAAGCAGUGAUACAGCUUACUUUGCAUAUCCUUUAAUUAUUUUCAGAGUAUCUGGGAACAGUCAAAUUCUCCAUUUAUUUUUAAAACAUAUGUAAAAGUGAUGCUACAAUGCAUAGUAGGGAAUUAGACAGGCACUUCUGUUUAGUUUUCCAAGUACACCGCCACAUAGUAUCUAGGUAUUUCAUGAGCCCCAGCAUACUGAAAUUUGUAUUUUCCCAGUAUUUUUUUGGUUUGGCUACGUCCACUGCUAAAUAGUUUUUGAAAUAUUAAAAGAUUAACGAGC
This is a messenger RNA of Hemicordylus capensis (graceful crag lizard), 5923 nucleotides long. RefSeq names its product shisa like 2A (gene SHISAL2A). The coding region runs from base 375 to 716 and encodes 113 amino acids. The record is from RefSeq and is a predicted model, not a curated record. Lineage: Eukaryota; Metazoa; Chordata; Lepidosauria; Squamata; Cordylidae. The transcript is spliced from 3 exons.